AUGGGUUCCUCGGGGACACUCAACGUGUUUGACAGCACCUUGAAGUCGCCGUCCAACUUGCCAUAUUUCGAGCUGAGCUGGUCGCCGUUGAGUACCGUCGGGGCGCUCAACGUACUUCUCGGCUUCCUCGUCAUCGGUAUCACAUCCUUCUCCAAGGUCGCCGUCGUUCCCAUCGUCUCCUCGGCGGCGGGAGCUAUCGCGAACGGGCUGUGCUACUAUGCCUACUACGACGAGACGUACUACCCUCUCGAAAGGAAAGCAGUCGUCGCGGCCUUUGGGGAUUUCUUCUGGAUGAUUCAAGAAGCCGGCCUCCCCUUCUACAGCUACAUCAUCCUCCGCAACAUCCUACGCGGCACCCGCCGCAAAAUCUUCACCACGGUCUUCUGGCUCGCCCUCUUCGCCGUCCUCGUCGUCCGCGUCCUCAUCAUCGUCUUCCGCGUCGAGCACAUCCUCCGCGCCGACGGCAGCCUGCAGAGCCUCAUCAACGGCCUGCACAUUGGCUACUUUUGCCCGCUCGCCAUGACGGAAUGCGUGAGCGCCUACUUCCUCCUCGGCGCGUUCGCGGAAGCGCGGGCGGCGUCGGCGCAGGCGGGUCUCCGGAUCGGAUUCGUGCGGUAUCUGGUGCGGAGCACCGAGGUCCGGCUCGCGACGCUGGCGGUGACGGGGGUCAUGAGGACCGUUACGCACUCGUUGAAUAUAUCGCAGAGUAAUCCCGUCACGAGCUACGCGGAUCGGGUUGCGUAUACGCUGGAGUGCUUCUUCCCGGUCAUUAUGUAUGUUGACUUGCUAGCAUCGAGGCUACAGUACUCAGUGCAGACGCGUGGAUUUUCUUUUGCAAGCGAUCAGGCUCUCCGUUGCUUGGAUUCAAGGGCGAAGAUAGAGGACUACAACUACCUGUUCGUCGUAGAGUAA
Colletotrichum abscissum is the source of this 912-nucleotide messenger RNA. RefSeq lists its product as uncharacterized. The transcript is spliced from 4 exons. The record is from RefSeq and is a predicted model, not a curated record. NCBI's taxonomy places the organism in Eukaryota, Fungi, Ascomycota, Sordariomycetes, Glomerellales, Glomerellaceae. The coding region runs from base 1 to 912 and encodes 303 amino acids.